UGUGCCCUAUCGGCUCGGUGCGUAAAUAAGGCAAACAGAUUUGCACUUAAGAAGCUAAUACACAUGCUGAUAAUUAACUUCUAAACAUUGCUCGACGACAACAUUUUUUUUUGUUUGAGGGAAAACGUUGAACGCAUGAGUUGCAGGGCACGCCAAGGUGCCCCCGGUUUUUACCAGCUUUUGAUAACGGGUUUCCUCGGUACUGUAGCCCCGCAUCGGAUCUUGCGGGCGGCGACAGUUGCUUUCAUGGAGGAAAAGCAAGCACCGGCCAGGGAUUAAACGCACGCCACGGCGCACAGCUCUUACGAGGCAUAGACCAUCAUAUAGUGAAUUCUGUAUGAUAAAUCACGAAGUGACAAAAUGAAGCAUUUUUUAAGAAGACAACUCAUUAUUCCAUCACGCUUUUAUGAAGCCAAAUUAUAGUCGGAAGCCCCUCGCGAAAAUACACUUGCACAGUUUUUUAUGUUCCUGUACUGCAAAUUUCUGUGGAGGACGUUGAAGUUCGUGACCCGAAAGGUCACGGGACGGUGUGAGAUGCAGCGCAUCUGUUACAACAACAAACCAGGCGCCCGCCGGACCUUGAAGAUAGAAUCAUCUCUCAAGUUCUCCAAGAGUGGGCUCCUGCAGUCUGCUGUCAAUGUCCAUGCAGACUCUGUUGAGAAGACCAUUGAUGUCAUUAUGGCAUUAAAAAAGAUCAACCCUGACACAAACCCACAGUUGGCCAUCUCUCUUCAGGCCAGCCUCUACCAGAUUGUGGGCUACAGGAGCCUAGUGGUUGAGGUGGAGAAGCUGCGAAGAGAGCCAUAUGACUGUGAGAACCCUGAUCAUGAGGAAAUGCUGCUGAAGUUGUGGAGGACACUUCGCCCCGAAUCUCCUCUGAGUGGGCGCAUCUCCAAGCAGUGGUGUGAUAUUGGUUUCCAAGGCAGUGACCCCAAGACUGACUUCAGGGGAAUGGGGCUCCUGGGCUUACAAACUCUUCUGUACUUCGCUGAACACGACAAGGCCAGUGCACUACAGGUCCUCCAUGACUCACUGCAGCCCAGGCACAGGAGUGCAUCCAAGGAUGAGGCCAGCCAGAUGAGCAAAGCAGAGUGGGAGCGGAAGAAGUCUGAUAAGGCCAUUGGGUACUCUUUUGCCAUCGUGGGCAUCAACAUCACUGAGCUGGCCUACUCCCUCCUGGUGAGCGGUGCCUUGAAGACACACCUCUAUAAUGUGGCACCAGAGAUGCCGAAUCUGGUUCAUUUUCAACAGACCUUUUGUUACCUCAUGCAGGAGUUUCACAGGUUCUGGAUUGAGGAGGACCCCUGUGACAUCAUGGAGUUCAAUCGCGUGCGUGAGAGGUUCCACAAGCGGGUGCAGAGACAGCUGAGGAACCCUGACAUGGCCCUGUGUCCCCACUUUCCUGCCUCUCACCUGCACCUGGUUAACCUAUAGCACAGCCUCAAGCCUUCGGCAUACCUCUCCAACACCCGCCCACCCCUCUCCUCUUUGAGCUACAUCACGCCACUGCCAGCCACUCGCUUACCCUCUGCCCCCUGAUGCUGCCCUUAGAAAACCAUCAUGACCAUGACAAUUGUACACCACAGUACUGUGUCACAUUAUUAUUAUUAUUCAGGAUUCUUUGACCACUGAUAUUUUAUAAAAAGACAAAUAACAAUGUCUGAAAUUUAUAUAUCCUGGAAUAUUAUGUAUUGUUGAUUCAAUACAGAAGUAUUGACAGACAGGAGUAAAUAUUGAAUUAAGGAGUAAAUAUUAAUAUUAAUUUAAGCAGAUAUUAACGUCGGGUAGAUGACAGCUCUUAUGGCUGGAAUAGAGGCAAUUUUCCAUCUGAGGAGAAAAGGGUGACUAUACAAGAGAAAUCGUCAAAACAGAGUAGGCAGUUUAUCAUGCAAAUAGGGAGAGAAGGGUGUAUCUAGCAUGCAAAGCAGAAAGUCAUACUUCUUUAUGAGCCAACAGGGAUGCUGGAGGCAUCAGAAGAUCAAGAGAAGAUCAAGAACGUACAGGUUCCCAAUCCACUACAUCAAGCACAUAACAUACUGUCAUGUCUAAGCCAAUCACAUAUUUGCGACCAUCAAUUGAGCCAAUUGUGUCGUCUGAAGUCUGCGCCAAUAACAAAAUAAAUAAAGUCUGGCUGACACGUUAAUUCUGAAUUCAGCACCUCGAUACUGUAACACACUGCUUUUGUUAUUUCUCAUCCUCAGGACCCUGUACAAGGUUCAGUACAUCACCGUACACUGCAUUAUCAGGAUUUCCGAGGCAUUCUCUUAAGACAUUACAUACUUUAUUUCUUUGAAAUAUUUUUUUUCAUUUGCGACCUACCGUUCACUAUGUAAUAUAAAGUGAGCAUGUUUUGCAGAUCCUUUAGGUGUCUGUGUGAAGUCUCAGUCUUGAAGGCGAAAUACCAUCCACAGAAAUGCUGAUGGAACUGCAUGAAAUAUUUUACUCCCGUUUUAACUUUUAUUUAGAAACACCAUGCAGGUGGUUCAGAGGCCUGGAUCACGAAGCUGGAUAUCUUGUGUAGAUGGAUUACUUGUCAGAUUUAAGGUAGUCCAGGCUAAAUUUCAGUGAACAAAGACAAAGAAUAUUUAAACCGGAGUUCCUUAAAUCAGUCAAGUUAUCCAGCUAAGCAAGAAAUCUGAUAAGGGAUAUUUUGCUGCCUUUUGCAACACUUGUAUGUGAGUGGCGUUUAUGUCUAAGCUUCUUAGCUGUAAAGUGCGACGAUAUUUGCUUAUUCUCAUUAGUCCUUUGUUGAAACAUAUGGUGGUCGUUUUACUGUUACGGCAAAAAUGAAAACGCUCUUUAAGUGUUAUUUCUAAGAUACGUUUACUAACAUCCCACCCAGGCAUGUUGAUUUCAGGGAAGUGGACAGGGGCGUGCUGGCUGGGUUUGAACGGUAUUACAGUGAUAUCCCUUCCCCAUUCUGAAAAUUUUAUCGGUAAAUAGGCCCAUUUGGAAUGGCACUACUUUUUAACGCUAUAAUGGCAUAGGGGAAGGGUGGGUGCUGGUGGUAAAACUUGCUGACCGGGGCUAGAGUGGCGGUAAAUUCUGCCGGCCGAUUGAGGGUUGCGCCGAUAAAACUUCUUGCCGGCUGAUUUUACGGAGAUAUUAUGCAGCAUUUGUGGGUGUCAGGGAGCUGCUGUUUGUGUUCUUUGUGGUAGACUCCCGGAACUUCUGGGCGAGGUGGGAUUUUUGCGUUUAUUGUUACAUUGUAGACUAGCAUCCAUGUUUCCGUGUCAGUUAAAAGGAAAAGGGAAUGAUCAAUAUUUAGUUAAAAGUGGUUUACAAUAACAUAGCACUAAAGUAGAUGAUGUUAAAAUAGUACUGUAAAACAGUGUUAAAGGUAAGUGAAUGAUAAGCCAAACUGCAGGAUACCUGGGAAAAUUAUUUGGAGUCACUUUCUGUAACUCAUGGGAAUUCUUGCUGUGACAAUAACAUACUUUUUUAUUUAUACGUAAAGCUCUUGAAUAAAAUGAUGCAUAUGUGUGUA
Molecule: messenger RNA, 3487 nt
Organism: Paramormyrops kingsleyae
Lineage: Eukaryota; Metazoa; Chordata; Actinopteri; Osteoglossiformes; Mormyridae
Product: ELMO domain-containing protein 1-like
Molecular function (GO): GTPase activator activity
Source: RefSeq, a predicted model, not a curated record